AUGGUCAAAACCACGCCGAAGGUUAUUCCGGCCCGAAAAAUUAACCACGUUCAACUUUUUAUUAACCACGUUCAACUGGAGAGCUUUGAGAACAUUUACCUCGACUUAUCGAAACAUCCAGGCAAAUGUAAGCUUGCAGAGAGCGGCCUUGGUUGGCGACCAUCGGGAGGCGGUGACACGUUCACUCUUGAUAGCAGCAACAUUGGCGCAGCGCAAUGGAGUCGGGCUGCCAAGGCAAGGCCUUUUAAGAUCUGGUAUGGCAUCAACCUCGAAAACCGUGAACAUGCACUUCGAGGAUGGAACUGGGGAAAAGCCGAAUUCACAAAAGCAGAACUCGCAUUCAAUGUCCAGAACCGGCCGGCAUUCGAAAUCCCUUACUCAGAAAUCUCAAAUACAAACCUUGCGGGCAAGAACGAGGUUGCGGUCGAGUUUUCGCUUCCUGCCGAUGGGGUUUCCGGAACCAAUGGACAGUCAGAGGGCAGCACUAAAAACAGAGGCAGGAAAGCAGGUGCUGGUCGUGAUGAACUGGUAGAGAUGAGAUUUUACAUUCCCGGCACAGCUCUGAAGAAGGAGAAGCCGGAGGGAGAAGAGGACGAAAAUGGUGUUGACGGUGAAGAAGCUGAGGAACAAAAUGCAGCAAACUUGUUUUAUGAGACUCUAAUGGAUAAAGCCGAGAUUGGAGAUGUCGCUGGUGAUACUUUUGCUACCUUCCUAGAUGUGCUACAUCUUACACCAAGAGGUCGAUUCGACAUUGACAUGUAUGAAAGCUCUUUCAGAUUACGUGGCAAAACAUACGACUAUAAAAUCCAGUACCAGUCGAUCAAGAAGUUCUUCCUCUUACCGAAGAACGAUGAUACCCAUACGCUGAUUACCCUCGGCUUGGAUCCUCCACUCCGACAGGGCCAAACGCGAUAUCCAUUCCUAGUUAUGCAGUUGAAACUUGAUGACGAGAUUAGCAUCGACCUGAAUAUGACUGAUGAAUUACUUCAAACCCGCUACAAAGACAAGUUAGAGGCCCAUUAUGAAGAACCCAUUCAUCAGGUCGUAACGAAAGUAUUUCGCGGUCUUUCCGGGAAAAAGGUCGUGAUGCCUUCCAGGGAUUUCGUCAGUCACCAUGGACAUUCUGGCGUCAAAUGCUCUAUCAAAGCAAACGAAGGCCUUCUGUUCUGUUUAGACAAAAGUUUCAUGUUUGUUCCCAAACCCGCGACGUACGUGCAAAUCGAGAAUAUAUCCGUGAUCACCAUGUCUCGUGUCGGCGGUGCCAUAUCUGCUAGCAGAACAUUCGAUAUCACGAUGACGCUUAAAGGGGGGAUGGGAGAACAUCAGUUCAGCAACAUAAAUCGGUAUAAGCAUUCCACAACUCAAGCUCCCGUUUUUGAAGAAUUUUUCAAGGCGAAGAAUAUAAGAUUUAAGAACGAGAUGGCCGAUGAUUCAUCUGCGCUUAUUGCUGCAGCUCUGGAUAACGACGAAGGCUCCAGUGAUGAAGAUGUGGCCGUCGGCAAUGAUCGUGGUUCCGCCGACGAAGACGAAGAAUCUGUAGAUGAAGACUUCCAAGCAGAGUCCGAAUCCGAUGUUGCGGAAGAAUAUGACUCUGCGCAUGAAAGCAGUGGCAGCGGAAGUGAUGUUGACAUGGAUGAUGUGGAUGAUAGUAAGGACGCUGCGGCUGAUGACGAUGAAGACGAAAGACCAAAGAAGAAGACCAAGGUCGCGAAAUGA
This is a messenger RNA of Histoplasma mississippiense, 1716 nucleotides long. RefSeq lists its product as hypothetical. The coding region runs from base 1 to 1716 and encodes 571 amino acids. The transcript is spliced from 8 exons. NCBI's taxonomy places the organism in Eukaryota, Fungi, Ascomycota, Eurotiomycetes, Onygenales, Ajellomycetaceae. Gene Ontology annotation, cellular component: nucleus; FACT complex. Gene Ontology annotation, molecular function: DNA binding; nucleosome binding; histone binding. The record is from RefSeq and is a predicted model, not a curated record.